CUUUGUGCGGUGGGGGGGGGGGAGAGAAGAGGCAAAGAAGGGCCCCGGGCUCUCCUUCACCUUAUAUAGUUCGUUUGAACUUGACCUGCUCCCUGUCACGGAUGUCCGGGAUGAAUCACACUGGCUUCCUCAGCUGCCAUGAUGCCUGCAGCAACCCUAAAGCCUGACAGUAUCUCCUUGUAUGAUCCUCGCCUCCUUCGGGAACUGGACUGGAGCCAGAACACGGUGACAUUUUCCCCUGCCAUUUCUCCUACGAAUCCCGGUGAUGGUUUAGUCUUGAGACCUCUUUGCAUCACAGACAUCAACCGAGGCUUUCUGAAAGUUCUGGGUCAGCUGACUGAAACGGGGGCUGCCGGCCCCGAGCAAUUCAUCAAGACAUUCGAACGCAUGCGAAAUUCUGGAGAUUACUAUGUUACAGUUGUGGAAGACACUAAUCUGGGAGAGAUUGUGGCCACGGCAACUUUAAUCAUAGAACACAAGUUCACUCACUCGUGCGCAAAGCGGGGAAGAAUCGAAGAUGUUGUUGUUAGUGGGGAAUGCCGAGGAAAGCAACUUGGGAAAUUGUUGAUGUCAACUCUCACACUGCUCAGUAAGAGACUGAAUUGCUACAAAAUUACUCUCGAGUGCCUGCCCAAAAAUGUAGCUUUCUAUGAAAAAUUUGGCUAUUUAGUAUCCGAAGAAAACUACAUGUAUCAGCGGUUCUUUAAUUAAAGAAAGGCCGAGCUGUCGUCUCAAUGGACUCUUGGUGGUGGAGCUUCUACUGUCUUCAUUCUCUUUAGGGAAAACGAAUUGGUGUAAGAGGUCACCUCUAGCGAUGGGACAGUUCCUUCCUUACUGAAGACCAAUUAUUUUGGGUAUCCGUGGCAACCGUGAAACCCAUUGGAAUGCAUUUCUCCUCCUCAUGCUACACAGUGCUCCUUUGAUAGCUGGGGUAUUAACAAAUGGUAUAAGGUAGGGGUGGUUUUUUUACCCGAUGAUGGUUUUCCUGCCUUGUAUUCCCCCCCCCCCAAAAAAGUGUCCUGGCUGCUUUUUCUUGGCAGCCAGACUGGGAUUGAUUGGUUUGGUUUUUGGGGUGGGAGAGGUGGCCACACAAGAAUAAUAAGUAUAAAGUCUGUAUCUGACUUAACUGCACUGGCAUUAUUGCCUCCCAAACAAUGUUUGCAGUCAGGACCUCCGAAGCGUGGUUGAUCCCACGCCUGGUCACCGUUUAGAGGAGUGAUUACGCUCAAGCAUGCCAGGGCUUAUGCUGAUGUGGCUUUAAUAUCUCAGGCCAUCCUAUGUAGUAAACGUGAAGCAAAAUCUGUCCAUGUUGUCUGAAUUGCAGAAGGCAUCUCAGAAGCAAGAUGCCGCCUGCAGCCCCAUGUGGCUAUGAAAAGGCCAAGUAUAACAGAACGCAUCUUUCCAGCUCAAGCGGUCACUUGUACUCUUUGCCAGUGCGUUCUUCCAUCACAUUUGCCCCACCCAACAGAUCCCUUAACAGCCAGAUUCCUGACCUUACAAGCGUUUCCUACAUCCUAGUCCCAUGGCCUUUUGAUGGGUUCCUUUAUUGGAUAAAUUAUAACAUUUCUUGCCACUAGAUGGUAAUAAGUGUAUAACUCCCCUUCAGUCAUUUUAACAUGAAGCAUGGAGGUACUGAUUUGUUUGGGGGCAAAUAAAGGUAGUUACAGAAGAUAUUUUAUAGUUCAGUAAUUAGCUUUACAAAAUAUUAAUAUGUUAUUGAACCACAGAGAGCUGCUGUAAGCUGGGAUGUGUGUUCCAUUUUAUGUGUUCUGGGGUACGCUUUUCUCAAAUAUACUUAUUUAUUGAUUUUUUUAAGCAUUGUAAUGGAAAUAAAUAGAAGUUGUGCUAAUAAAUAUUUUAGAGUUAA
Messenger RNA from Pogona vitticeps (central bearded dragon), 1867 nucleotides. NCBI's taxonomy places the organism in Eukaryota, Metazoa, Chordata, Lepidosauria, Squamata, Agamidae. The record is from RefSeq and is a predicted model, not a curated record.